Ziziphus jujuba (common jujube) is the source of this 1598-nucleotide messenger RNA. Its product is annotated as rRNA (cytosine-C(5))-methyltransferase NOP2C. Bases 204 to 1400 code for a protein of 398 amino acids. Gene Ontology annotation, molecular function: methyltransferase activity. Gene Ontology annotation, biological process: RNA methylation. The record is from RefSeq and is a predicted model, not a curated record. The transcript is spliced from 9 exons. Lineage: Eukaryota; Viridiplantae; Streptophyta; Magnoliopsida; Rosales; Rhamnaceae.
ACGCAGGCCGUAGAUAAGUUAAAAAAAAAAAAAAAAAUUAAGGUUGAAAGUUGGAACCUCCGUUGUGGUCUCUCUUUAGGGCUCACUUCUUCUAUCAGCAAAGAAAAGAAAAAAUCAAAUCUUUAUGGGGGGGUAUAAGUUUGAGGUUGUAAAUUGAAUAGGCUGGUUGGUCUGGAUUAGAGGGAUUCACAGCUGCUUGUUUGAUGGAAGAGGAAACUUCAAAGCUACCGCUGCCGGGUGCUUUUGUUGAGUUUUUGGAGGCCAAUGGGGUUGACCCUUCCAUAUACUCUGACACCGAUUCCACCCCUCGUUACAUAAGGUUGAAACCUGGAUGUGAAGCUGAAAUUGAUGAAGUUGAAGCUGAGAUAAAGUGUAAGCUUGAGAGAGUGAGUUGGUUGCCUGGUUUUUAUUCCCUUCCGCCCAAUAUUCAUAUUGCUAAUUCAAAAGCAUACCAGCAAGGGAAGAUAUACGGGAUUGAUGCAGCUUCUGGAGCUGCUGUUUCAGCUUUGAAUAUAUCAGCUGGAGAUCAUGUCCUUGAUCUAUGUGCUGCUCCUGGUGCUAAGCUUUGUCUUAUGCUGGACCUUCUUGGUGACUUGGGUUCUGCGACUGGUGUUGAUGUGUCAAGACAUCGUCUAGCAGCUUGUAGAACAAUGCUGCAGAAAUAUGCAUCAGGCAACCGAAGCCGGCUUUUUGUUGCUGAUGGGACAGCAUUUUCCCUCAUUCCUAUCAGAGUUCAACCAGAUUCUAAAUCAUGUAAAUAUAAUUAUAUAGGUGAAUCUGCAUUCGGAGAAAAGGUGGAGCGAUUCAAGGAGUGGACAUCUAGGAGAACAUGGAAAGAAAGGAAAAAAGCAGCUAGAGCAAGAGAUACUGUUGCUUUGCUUCCUGGAAUUCAACAGCCAGAGCUUAUCUUUUAUGGUAAGCACUCUGGUAUAGUUGGGCUAAGUAAAGAUGAAUUAUAUCAAACUCAUAGCGAUGGUGAUUUUUUGAGCUCUGGAUAUGAUAAGAUCCUAGUAGAUGCAGAGUGCACUCAUGAUGGUUCAAUUAAACAUAUCCAAAAAUUUGAACAGUGGGGCUGGAAAACUCUUGAACAUCGUGUAUUGCAUGCAGAGAGAACUGAUAGCCUGACUGUGCUUCAGUUAAAACUCCUAACUAAUGGAUUUAGGUUGCUGAAAGCUGGAGGGCUGCUUGUCUACAGCACUUGCAGUUUGACAGUUGCUCAAAAUGAAGAUGUGGUUGAGCAAUUCCUUAAGGAGAAUGCUUUUGCUGAGUUGCAGGAGAUAGAAGCUGCAAAAGGUUGGCCUUGUCGGAGCGGUUUGAUACCAAAAACCUUGCGUUUUGAUCCCUUGACAUCAAGAACUAGUGGACUUUUUGUUGCCAAGUUCACAAAAUUGGUCGUUUGACCAACCGGUUUGUUUUUCUUCAUUAAAUAAUUUAUUUGUCCUUAUAGCUUUUAUGGGGUCGAAGAAUUGUUUUUUCCUGUGUUACAUUCGGGGAAACAAAGAAAUGAAUAGAAAAAAAUUUUCAUGCUUCCUUGAAAAAAUCGAAUAUCUAAUUUAUACAUUACUAUUUAUUUAUUUAUUAAAUUUUCCUUGAUCAAA